AGUUAGGUCAUUUACAUGUGAAGUAUUCUUGAUACUAAGAAGGACAAACAAACCCAUGUGAACUCUAUUAAGCUAGUGUCCCUCAUGUUCAACAAAUCACUGUGAUUAUGUCAGAUAAUCUUUCAUCUAUAUAAACAUAUAAAAUAAGGCUCAGUAGCAAUACAAGUUUCCUACACCAAAACAUCAAAGCUUUCUCCAAUUCUCUAAGACCUCAGAGGCCCCAAAGGGCUAUAUUGUUGUCUGUGUUGAAGAGAAGCAAAAGAAGAGGUUUGUAGUUCCCAUUUCCUACUUAAAACAGCCUUUACUCCAAAAUAUACCAAACCUCUGUUUGGAACUUAAAUUGAAAAAUUUAUCAUUGUGCUGUUUGGUUGCCAAGUCUCAAUGAGAAAAGGCUUUCCUUUAGAAAGUCAACUCAGCCACAAACCUCACCAAGUAAACACAGUUUUGAUAUGUGAAUUUUCAAUGCCCAUUAGGCUUCCUCAAGCUUGGAUUUUCAAAGCUCAUAUUCAAACCUCCUUAAUGCAGGCACAAGAAGGGAGAGAGUAAGUCAAUCAUGAAAAGAACACUCCAACACACGCUCAAACGGUCAGACCUUACAUAGCAAAGUUUUAGGCCAGACUUGGUUUGUCCCUACAAAGAUUGAGUAAAGGGAUGAAGCAAAUACAGUCAAACCUGGUUCGUCGUCUUUAUAGUGCCAUACAUUCUCAAUCAUACCGCACGAUUCGUUUCGACGGAGCUAAGCCGCGGCCCGAGCCAGAAAGACGUCGUCCCUCUACGUCUAAGGUUCGCAACCCCACACCUUUUGUCUCCGAUGUUAAAGAGGUAAACGACCCUGAUGAAGCUCUAUCUUUGUUCGAAGAGUACAGCCAAAUGGGUUUCAAACACGAGUACUCUUCCUACUCUGCGCUAAUUUAUAAGCUGGCUCGUUUUGGAAACUUCGAAGUUGUUGAGACCAUUCUUGGUCAAGUUCGGGAAAGGAAUGUUCGGUGCGAAGAGAAACUUUUCAUUGCUUUGAUUCAGCAUUACGCUAAGGCCAGUUUGGUGGAGAAAGCCGUUGAGCUUUUUCACAGAAUUCCCUCUUUCAAUUGUGUACAGACACGUCAGUCCUUCAAUGCACUCCUUAACGUCCUUGUCGAUGGUGGUCGGUUUUCUGAAGCAAACGGCAUUUUCAAUCGGUCCUCUAAGAUGGGUUUUCGUCCAAAUUCGAUUUCAUUCAAUAUAAUGAUAAAGGGGUGGCUUGAGAAAGGUGAUUGGGAAGAAGCGUGCAAGGUGUUCGACGAAAUGCUUGAGAGAAAGGUAGAGCCUACGGUUGUGACUUAUAAUAGUUUAAUUGGCUAUUUGUGUAAAAAAGGUGAGUUAGAUAAAUCGAUGGGCUUGCUUGAGGAGAUGAUCCAGAAAGGAAAAUACCCUAAUGUUGUGACAUAUGCAAUGAUAAUGGAAGGUUUGUGUUUGUUAGGAAAGUACUCGGAAGCAAAGAAGAUGAUGUUUGAUAUGGAUUAUCGAGGGUGUAAACCAAAGCUUGUGAACUUUGGUAUUUUGAUGACUGAUCUUGGAAAAAGAGGUAAGAUUGAGGAGGCAAGAGCGUUAAUUAAGGAGAUGAAGAAAAGGAGGUUUAAACCUGAUGUUGUGACCUAUAAUAUAUUGAUAAAUUAUCUGUGCAAGGAAGGUAAGGCAAUGGAGGCAUAUAAAAUUUUGAUGGAAAUGCAAGUUGAAGGUUGUGAACCAAAUGCAGCUACAUACAGGAUGAUGGUUGAUGGGUUUUGCAGGGUGGGCGAUUUCGAUGGAGGUUUGAAGGUUUUGAAUGCAAUGCUGAGAAGUAGACACUGUCCUCGUUUGGAAUCAUUUAAAUGUUUAGUGAUAGGCCUAGUGAAGUGCGGUAAGCUUGAAGAUGCUUGUUUUGUUCUUGAGGAGAUGAGAAAGAAAGAUAUGCAAUUCGAUUGUGAAGGAUGGGAAGCUGUGGUGGUAGAAUCUUGUGGUGGUGAUGUGGUUUCAUGUGGCAUAGUAACUGAACUAAUUUCUGCAGUGUAGGAGUGAGACAUGAAUACGUGAAUAUAAUUUUAGUUCCACUGAAACUACUAGCUAUGUUUGCAAGAAAAACUCAUAUUGCUAUCUUUUGGCCUAAAUGAGUGUUACAAAGAUGGAUGGAACUUCUGCUUAUGUGAUGUGAAAAGGGGAAGUGAUAACUAAUUUGCAGUCCUUUGGAUAUGAAACUAGUGAUUUUCUGCUAAUUGUGGCCAUUGCAACUUGCAAAGCUAUUGAGUGUUGAAAUUUUUGACUUCAUUACUUGUGUUGAUACAGGGUUGCCUACAAAAUAAUCAGACAACUCUGGAAUGAAUUCUUUUUCCUUGGAUACAUAUUUGAAACCAAGUAUGCCUCUCUCUCCCUCCACAUAUUGGAAGAGGUUUAUUAGUCACUCCAUUGGGACUGGGAGGGAGGUAUUUAUGAGAAAACAUAUAGUUUUAUGGUGUCAUGUUAGUAGUUAAAGAACGAAAAACUUUUGUUGAUAGAUUUUUUUUUCCACUCCAAAAACUAAUUGACUUAUUUUUUUCUUGCUUGGGAAACCCCAUGUAUGCUUGUUUCAUUUUUCAGUAAAAAUAUAGUCAAGUAACUGAAUUUAGUCUAAUUGCAUAUUUUACUUUUCCUCAUUCAUUCUUCUAUGGUG
Humulus lupulus (European hop) is the source of this 2662-nucleotide messenger RNA. RefSeq names its product pentatricopeptide repeat-containing protein At1g07740, mitochondrial. Gene Ontology annotation, molecular function: protein binding. The record is from RefSeq and is a predicted model, not a curated record. Bases 652 to 2028 code for a protein of 458 amino acids. Lineage: Eukaryota; Viridiplantae; Streptophyta; Magnoliopsida; Rosales; Cannabaceae. The transcript has 2 exons.